Molecule: messenger RNA, 1311 nt
Organism: Rhagoletis zephyria (snowberry fruit fly)
Lineage: Eukaryota; Metazoa; Arthropoda; Insecta; Diptera; Tephritidae
Gene: PrBP
Product: Prenyl-binding protein
Biological process (GO): sensory perception of light stimulus
Cellular component (GO): cytoplasm
Source: RefSeq, a predicted model, not a curated record
ACGACUCAUUUGCUUGAAGAAGAGUUAUUGCAGAAAUGAAAAAAGCAAAAUGUCAAUCGGGUUUUUACAUUGGUUGUGAGUGAAAAACGAAGAAAAAAAUAUAUUAAUUUAUUUAUAACUCAAUUGUAAAGUGAUCUUCUUAAACACAAACCAUGGGCUCAGAGGAUACCGAGAUGGCUUCUGGUGAAAAAAUCCAAAAGGGUUUUCAAAUCAACUAUAUGAUCCUCCGCGAUGCAGAUUCGGGAAAGGUUAUUUGGCAGGAGAACAAGGACUUUUCGUCACCAGAUGUUGAGCAUGAAGCGCGUGUGCCAAUCAAAAUAUUGGAUUUGCGGGCAGUGUCUCGUGAAAUUAACUUCAGCACAAUUGAACCAAUGGAAAACUUUCGCCUUGACCAAAAAGUACUUUUUAAAGGUCGCAUAAUGGAAGAAUGGUUUUUUGAAAUGGGCUGGGUUGGCGCAAACACUACAAACACUUGGCAAUCGACAAUCGAAGCGGCACCGGAGUCGCAGAUGAUGCCAGCAAAAGUCUUAAAUGGUAAUGUCACAAUUCAAACCAGUUUCUAUGACAACGAUACACUUAUUACCAAAUCAAUUGUGCGUCUCUACUACAUUUAAACUAAACAAAUGACUACUAGGCAGUUCUUCUUGCCUAAUCCGCCCACACCUUAGUGCUAUUUUGGUUUUUUUUUUGUGAAAUUCGAUUUCCAAAAAAUGCAAGGGGGGACGCAUUUUAGCGGUUUUGAGCCAAGGCUGUUUUGCAUUACAGUAGGUAUCGAUUAAUUUAAUUAAUGUAUGUACAUAUAAAUAUGCUUGCAAAAUUAGUUGAGGAAGGCCGAGGCAGAGAAUACUUUACUCAUUAACGUGCGAAUCUAUAAUUACAAUCAUAACUCUAGCAUUUGGUAUUUAUAUGUAUUUAAGUAGAUUUAAAUGACUCAUAUGUAUAGUACAUUUAAUAAUUGUAAUCAAAGCGUUGCCAUUUUUUCUUUGGUAAAGCUCCUUGCUUUGUAUAUUUAAUGCAAGCUAACUGCUUGCAAAUUAGAAGAAAAACAUCAUUUUAAUUUCAACAUGUUAAAUAUACUGAUUAUGUCAGCCUAAUUGUAUAGUAAGUUGUAUACGCAUGCUGAUCAAAACAUAUUCAUUCAUAAUUUAUGCACAUGCAUACAUACUUAUAUGCAUAAGCACUUAGAUAAUUAUGCCUAAGUAUGUACUUGUGUUAAGCUUUAGUUGAUGAUAUGAUCAAAUGCAAGAUUACUAAAAUAUGUAUUAAAUCUAUAAAAUAUAACUUAUUAAAACGAAAAGAAAGCCAUUCGAA